Coniophora puteana RWD-64-598 SS2 is the source of this 933-nucleotide messenger RNA. RefSeq lists its product as uncharacterized. The transcript has 5 exons. The record is from RefSeq and is a predicted model, not a curated record. NCBI's taxonomy places the organism in Eukaryota, Fungi, Basidiomycota, Agaricomycetes, Boletales, Coniophoraceae. The coding region runs from base 1 to 933 and encodes 310 amino acids.
AUGGUCCAGUACGUUAAAACAGUCAAGAUCCAUUACGGUUUUCAAUGGGCACCUGGUACCGUAGACAUCAAUGGCAAAAUGGGGGGCGAAUACGUCUACAUCAUUCCCGAAUUCACCUCUAACAGAGCUGAGGCCGCCUCGUUGUUCUCGUUUACGAAGACUCAUACCAAGGACUUCUGUGCUGGAGAUAUAUCGAAAGGCGAUGGGAAGGAGUGGUUCCGGUAUAUCGUGGCUUACUACACGUUUGGCGCCCACGCUGCGAUCACAAGUGUCUGGAUCAGUAAAAACAGGGACACGACCGAAGGUGAUGGGCGCACAGAGGAUUUUAAUAAAGGACGCGGCGGCGACUUUCUUUAUCUUUGUUGGGAAUACGAAAAGAACACUUCGCAUAGCCUCUCGAUUCCGCUUUUCACGAUGUUCCCGGGUUGGGUAGUAUUGCAUCACCUCUUGAAAAACAAGGCAGUCACCGCAGACCACCCAUACUAUACGGUGGAUGAAAGCAGGGAUAACCUGCCUGAAAAUCAGCUCUUCAAUGUUCGGCUGGGAAACCUUGUCUUUUCUCAAGACAGCGUCGCGCCCAUAUUCAGCAACAACACUAGCGAGGAAGUAGUGAAGAUGAUCAAUGAACUCCUAGAUAUACCAAAUCUAGAGGAUCGCAGGCGAGUUAUAGAGGCUCGCUUCAAAGAGCUAAACGUCGUGCCUAUUCGCCGCCACAGCGGGGACCAGUUCACCGAUCAGCUUGUCCUUUCGCUAGACAACAGAAGAUUGGUGGUCAUGCGCUCCGUUCUUCCUGAAGAUUCAAUGAUCGCCGUCCGCGUGGCACCGCGUGGCGAGAGGGAGAAGAUUAAAUGGAGGUGGACAUCUAAUGACGAAGGGUUUUGGAUCAAAGUACGAAGUGCACAUCGGCCGCCGCCUAAGCAUGACGAGCUGUGA